This is a messenger RNA of Beta vulgaris subsp. vulgaris (sugar beet), 5013 nucleotides long. RefSeq lists its product as hypothetical. NCBI's taxonomy places the organism in Eukaryota, Viridiplantae, Streptophyta, Magnoliopsida, Caryophyllales, Amaranthaceae. The record is from RefSeq and is a predicted model, not a curated record. Gene Ontology annotation, biological process: phospholipid metabolic process. The transcript has 7 exons.
CAGUGGCCAAAAAAGGUCUUCCAAGAAUUAUGGGAACUUGUGCAUCUUCCUUCAUCUCCAUGACGACAAAAUCACAAGGAAUAAAGAAUUUACCCACUCGAAGAGGAACAUCUUCAAGUAUACCAAGUGGAAACUUCACAGUCCUGUCAGCUAGUUGUAGAGAGAUGCGUGUGGGUUUUAGUUCGCCCAUGUUGAGUUGCUUGCAGAUAGAUAACGACAUGAGACUAACACUAGCCCCAAGAUCGCACAUAGCAUUCUUGAUAGCAAUGUCUCCAAGCUUGACAGGAAUGGAAUAGCUGCCCGGAUCUCCUAGCUUUUCUGGAAGCUUAUUCUGCAAAAUAGCACUACACUCAGCAGUUAGUGAAACAGUGACAUUUUCUUCAAUUUUUCGUUUGUUAGAGAGCAUGUCUUUCAAAAACUUAGCGUAGGAAGGCAUCUCAGAUAUGGCAUCCAAGAAGGGUAUGUUGAUGUGUAACUUCUUCAGAAUGUCAAGGAACUUCCCAUAUUUCUUUUCGAGUUUUGCCUGUGCCAAUCUUUGAGGGAACGGAACAGGUGGCUUGUAUGGUUUAAUAGGAACGACAGUGGGCUCCUCCUUCUCAGGCUUCUUAGCUUCAUCUUCCAAACCCGUCUUCUCUUGGACUUCCUCACUCAACUCUAUAACCUCUUUUGCAGUGUUGUGGUGCUCAGUUAUCCUCCUUGUAGGCUCUUGCAAUUCCUUACCGCUCCUCAAUGAAAUGGCAUUGAUAUGCCCUUUGGGAUUUGGUUCAGUUUGCCCAGGAAGUUGGCCUGAAGGUUUAGAGAGGUGGCUUAUUUGUUGGGCUAGUUGGGUCAUCUGACUCUCAUCAAUUUAUUAUGAGCAGUGAUUUGUUGGAGAGAGUUGUUGAAAAAGUCAUUCUGCUUGGCUUGGUAUUCAACUUGCUUAGCCUGAGAGGAAGCUAAAUUCUCCAUGAUAGUCUCAAGAUUGGGUCGAGAGGAUGAUGAUGAAGGGUUGAAUGGUGGUCUUUGUUGGAAACCAGGUGGCUGAGAGUAGUUGGUGUGUGGAGGUUGAGGUUGGUUAUUUUUGUAAGAGAAAUUUGGGUGAUGCUUCCAACCUGGGUUAAAUGUGUUUGAGUAUGGGUUAUUUUGUGGCCUUGUGUUUGUGUUUAGGAGGGCAUUGACAUGCUCAGUUCCUGCUCCCAUAUUAUUAUAUUGACACUCAGUAAAGGAGUGACCUUGCACUUCACAAAUCACACAAAUAGGCGCUACUGGUCCGCUACUCAACUGAUCAACUUUAGCUGCCAAAACUUCACAGUGUUAGUUAAGGUAGCAAUAGCAUCAACCUCAUACUUACCUCCCUUUUUAGGGGCUCCACGAGAUAUACCCAGUCAUUCAGGUAAUUGUUGGCAGCCAUAUCAUCCAACAAUGUCUUCGCGGCUUCUGGAGUUUUUGCCAUGAAAGUACCGCCAGAUGCGGCAUCAAUAGAACUUCGAACUUCAUGCUUCAGACCAUUGUAGAAUGUCUGAAUCAACAACCACUCAGGAAUGCCGUGGUGCGGACACUGCCUUUCCAAAGCCUUGUAUCUCUGCCAUGCUUCGUAGAGAGACUCCAAUUCAUGUUGUUGAAAGCCAGAUAUCUCGUUUCUGAACUUGGAAGUUCUCAUAGGAGGGAAGAAUUUGUAAAGGAAAGCCUUCUUCAGUUCUGGCCAUGUGGCAAUCUUCCUCACUUCUUCUUCCUUAAACCAUUCCUUUGCUUCGUCCCUGAGAGAGAAGGGAAAAGCACAAUACCGAAUUAAAUCGUCAGAAACAUUAGUUAAUUUCAAAGUAUUGCAUUUUUCUAAAAAAUUAGCCAAAUGAUCAGUAGGGCUCUCUUUGGGUGUUCCCGCAUAGGAAUCCUGUGAGAUAAACUGGAUGAAUUGUGGCUUGAGCUCAAAAUGAUUGGCAGCGGUUGCCGGGGACUAACUGACUUGCUCUGCUACAUAGUUGGGUAGUUGGUUAGGUAAUUACUUUUGAUAGGUGCGCGACACGCGCUUAAAAUGCUCAAAAAUUCGUCUCGCCCGACCGGUCGGGCGGAUUUCGCCCGGUCGGGCAGUCGUCAGGUGUCAUUUUCCUUCGUCGCGCCUGGCCGGGCGCUUUUCAACAGGUCUUCAUUCGCCUCGCCCGACCGCCCGGGCGGAUUUCGCCCGGUCGGGCCCGCAUGUUAAGUUUGCCUGGCAGCUUAACUUUUCUGAAAAUGCGCUAAGUAAGGUACGCCCGACCACCCGGGCGGAUUUCGCCCGGUCGGGCGCGGGAGCAAUUUCACUUGGAGUUUCAGCAUCUGAAUUCUGACUAAGUAAGAAUCGCCCGACCACUGGGGCGGAUUAUGCCCGGUCGGGCGGUUGCCAGAUUUUUGGGCUCGAUGUGAGAUUUUUGCACGUCCCGACUUCUUGUCUCAUGUAGCGAUCUCAAAGAUUAGGAAAUGCACCGAAAAUAGGUUAUUCCUACAAAAAUCAAUCUGAGAACACAACAACACUACAAGACACACAUUAGUACUAAAAAGGGCUCCGAAGAGCGCAAUUAACACCAAUAAUCCAUGAGAAAUGGGGGUAAAAUUCUAUAUAAAAUAGACAUAUCAAUCCUCCCUCCCCUUCUUUGUACUUUGUACUGGCUCAUAUGGAUAAAGAAAAAAACAAUUUUUUUUUUAAAAAAAAAUUAAGACCAACCCACAUACUUUUCUUGCGGGUCCCACCAACCUCUAGACCGACUUUCCCUUAUCCAAAUCCAUUAUCGUGCGCACGACUUAAAUGUACUUCUCCCUGCGCAAUUUAGCACACUUCCACAUCAUUCUUUCCUCGGACACCCUAAACCCUCGAACUCCCCUUCUUCUCCGUCGCUCUUUCUUUCUCUCUCCUCUUAAAUUCCCAACCUCACUUUCUCUCUCCUCCUUCUGCACUAAAAAUGGUUGGACAUCAAUACCAGUAUCACCAUUGGAUUGACAGAGGAGAUCUUUUAAAGGCCAAUGCUCACUUCUUGCAGCUUCAGCUCCGUCAACGCUUCCGCGUCGCCGUCGAUCGCCAUUUUUACCGUCGCCGAGAUUCUCUCUCCUCAGCCGUCGAUGGACGCGUUUCUUCCGUCGUUAAGCGUUGGUUUCACCGGAUUCGUGAUUUCCGUCGCCAAUCUCUCACUUCCUCUACCUCCGAUUGUACGUCUUCCGCUUUCUCCCGCUUAAAACGAGUUAAAAGGGAUAUUUAUGCUGAAGAAGAGUCAGCUAUCAUCCGCAUGCUUCAAGCUGUGGCAGUACCUGUUCUUGGGAAUGUUUGCCAUGUAUUUAUGCAUGGACUCAAUCGUGUCCAGGUUUAUGGUGCAGAAAAGUUACUUAAUGCUGUGCAGCGUAAAUCUAAAGACAAGCCUUUAAUAACAGUUAGUAAUCAUGUUGCUUCGAUGGAUGAUCCACUUGUUAUUGCGUCAUUGCUCCCUCCACAUGUUCUCAUGGAUGCUCAUAACUUAAGAUGGACCCUUUGUGCAACUGAUCGAUGUUUUAAAAAUCCUGUCACUUCUGCAUUCUUCCGUUUCUCCUGGUUGUGAUUGGGAUUUUAUCAGAAGUAUUCCUUUGGGCUGGACAUGGCUAUUUCUAAACUAAAUAAUGGCGGUUGGGUCCACAUCUUCCCUGAAGGUAGCCGGUCACGUAAUGGUGGUAGAACUAUGGGGACCGCCAAGAGGGGUGUUGGAAGGUUAGUCCUGGAUGCCGACAAAACUCCGAUUGUGGUCCCAUUUGUUCAUACUGGAAUGCAAGAAAUCAUGCCUGUUGGAGCCAGCUUCCCGAGGAUUGGCAAGACAGUGACGGUACUUAUUGGUGAUCCUGUGGAGUUUGAUGAUUUGCUCGACUCUGAAGGGACAGGGCUUGCGUCGAGAGAGAACUUAUAUGAUGCUGUGUCUGCACGAGUAGGUCAACGACUGAAUGAAUUAAAAGUCCAGGUAGACGAGUUGGCUUUCGAGAAACCGCGUAAAAUGAAAGAAUAUGCCUUAGAGGGCAUUGACCGAGCUGCUGAGAUCUUACAGCAGCUUGAUUGGGAAUCAUUUGGCAUGAGUAGUUAUACAUCAUAUCCUGAUGAGAUUCAAUUAUCUGAAUCAGAAAGGCAAAAUGAAGAAGUGGUUCCCUCACAUCAAGUGGAGUCUUUUACAAAUUAUAGCAAUAGGACAGGGAUUACUGAUGGUAUUUUGUCAAGAAUCCAGAGAUUUGUGGAUACCUCGGAGUGUAUGGGUUUUGCAGCAAGAGGUGCAUUGCUGAAUCAGUUAAAUCGUGGGCCUGUAGAUUAUCGGCAGUUGAAUCCCUUGAGGGCAUGGAAACAGUAUCUGGAAGCUAGUUAUGGUGCGAGAGUGCAUUUAUGCUAGCACUGUGUAGUUUAAGUCUAAUCUAACAAGCAUCUGUCUUCAGCGACGGCAAUAUUCUUUUGAGCUGGCUUGGCCCUUUCUUCAACAGGGUGUUACAUCAUCAGAGCGUCUUAUAAGCCUACAAAAUGUACAGAACUAAUGUUGUAUGAUAAAUGUAUAUAUGAACUAAUUACCUUUGUUCUGGAGAGCAAUGGUUGUCUCCAAGUUGGUGAAAGGAAUCUAUGUUGAAAAUUCUAACAGUGCAUGACUCUGUUUCUCCUCCAAUUCUUUGUCUGGGGAGUGAGGACACAACACCUUGGACAACUAAAAGAAAAUGGGCAGCGGCUAUGGACAUGGUUGUGUGACGGUGGCACUUAAGCUAGUAUUGCAGUGCUCGAUUGGUAGAGGAUACAGUUAUAUACGUGCGGCAUUGGCGCUCUAAGUUGGGAUUGCAGUUGGCUCAAAUGGUAUAGCGAACUCGUGGAUGGGAGAUGGAGUAAGCGAAAAACGAGAGUGAGGGAAAAUGGGAAAUGAAGGGAUUGGAUUCUUGUAUAAUGAACCAAACACAAGUGAACUAGGAAAGUGAAGGGAUCUUGGUUCAAAAUUUAAACAAAAAUCUAAAUGAUAAUGUAUGCUACCAGAUGUAAUGUACUAAUUAAUUAUAUUACAAUAUUCAUGUUUGUUUUUA